AUGCAUCCUGUUCCUCUUGUUUUUUUGUUAUUAAGGCUCAAGGUUCUAUAUGACUUGAGAAAUGUAUGUUAAUAUUAUAAACCUUGUCAUAGUAUUAGUUACUAAUUAAUGCUUUUAGAAAAUUUAAUUCGUUGA
Messenger RNA from Paramecium pentaurelia, 135 nucleotides. The record is from the annotation of a GenBank genome assembly. NCBI's taxonomy places the organism in Eukaryota, Ciliophora, Oligohymenophorea, Peniculida, Parameciidae.